Messenger RNA from Amblyraja radiata (thorny skate), 3812 nucleotides. Its product is annotated as tomoregulin-1. Gene Ontology annotation, molecular function: protein binding. The transcript is spliced from 10 exons. NCBI's taxonomy places the organism in Eukaryota, Metazoa, Chordata, Chondrichthyes, Rajiformes, Rajidae. The record is from RefSeq and is a predicted model, not a curated record. The coding region runs from base 449 to 1561 and encodes 370 amino acids. Gene Ontology annotation, cellular component: plasma membrane.
ACCCCCCCAGCUCCGACGUCUCCUUUGUUGUUUCCGUGGCUCAGUCCCCCUGAAAUCGCCCCGUGCGGCUGCGAGGUGGGGAAGGCAACAGCGAGAUACAACCGAGGAAAUAGAGUGAGAGUGACACUGAUAGGAGCGGGCGGAGAGAAAGAGAGAGGGCGAGAGAAAAGGAGGACUGAACCAUUCAUUAACAUCGUCCACCUCAAAUCAGGGAGAGGGUGCUGAGGAGCUGCUUGAACGAAUUCGGAUCGGGAAGGGGCAGCGGCGUGUCCCGAGCACGCACACAGUGAAGCGGCAGCAGCAGCGGCAGCGACAGGGCGAGCACGACCGCUUCUUCCCGUUAGCUGAGGAACAGCCGCCGCCUGCCCCGUGUCCCCGUCCCCUCCUCCCCCGACCACUCGCCGCCGGCUUGUUCGCCUUCAACCAGCGGCUCAUCUCCGCUCCGGCCAUGGUGGUGUCAGAGUUGCUCGCCCCAUCCCAGCGCACGUUAGCCGGACCGUCGGCGUGCUGUUGCCUCUGGCUGUUCGCCGUGUUGGCUGUGGGCAGCCUGCCGGCGGGGCUGCCCGCCAACCCGCUCUCCAGCGUCGAGUGUCAGAGCGGCAAAGGCAGGGGAGCCAAUUGCUCAGAAUUUAAUGAACGAGAAAAUGAUUUCAAAAUGUGUGAUGAAACCACGUGUCGAUAUGGUGGAGUCUGUAAGGAAGUCAGUGGUGACUUGAGGUGCUCGUGCCAGUUCCAUUGCCAUAAACAUUACAUCCCUGUUUGUGCAUCUAAUGGAGAUACCUACCAGAACGAAUGUUUCAUGAGGCUAGCUGCAUGCAAGUACCAAAAAGAGAUUACAACAGACACAGAGAGUCCUUGUUACACGGAAAAUGGCUCUGGUUCUGGAGAAGGAGAAUACGAAGGCUCGGGAACAGAAAGACGCCAAAAACACGUAAAAUGUGGAAAAUGCAAGUAUGGUGCAGAAUGUGAUGAAGAUGCGGAGGAUGUCUGGUGUGUAUGUAAUAUAGACUGCAGCAGAUUCAACUACAAUCCAGUGUGUGCAUCUAAUGGAAAAUCAUACGAUAGUCCUUGCCUUGUCAAAGAAGCAUCCUGCCAGAGACAGGAGUGGAUUGAAGUAAAACGUCUUGGUAAAUGCCAAGAUGACUCUGGUUCUUUGGGGAAGGACAAUGGAUUUCAGCUGGGAACAGAAAUUAAAGAUGCCAGUGAUCAAAGAGAAGAUAUUUACACUGGAAAUUACCAGCCAUGUUCAGAGCAUGUUUGCAUGCAUGGAAAAUGUGAAUACAUUUACGCUCGCCGAGAGACAUCCUGUCUCUGUGACUCUGGCUAUGUUGGACAGCACUGUGAAAACAGAGACUUCAGUAUUCUAUAUGUGGUUCCAAGUGGGCAAAAACUUCACUAUGUCUUAAUUGCAGCAAUAAUCGGAGCUGUGCAGAUUGCUAUAAUAGUCGCCGUGGUGAUGUGCAUAACAAGGAAAUGUCCAAAAAAUAACCGAGGACGCCGACAGAAACAGAACCUAGGACAUUUUAAUGCAGACUGCACCACUUCAUCAAGGAUGGUCUAGUUUAACUCAUUUUAUACUCUUUUUCUUCAUUUAUCAUGUCUCUCCGGUUGAUGAAUUACAAAUGAUUUUUCUUUGCUGAGAAGAAGAGAUUUUUGUUUCAGAGGCCUUGGUUUUCUGGACCUUUGCCAGCAUAUGGAUUACUGUGUCUGGUAUCACGACCAGGAUGCUGCGAUUUGUGGUAAACAAGUGAAACAGUCUAAUUGUAACUAAUAAUUGGGCUGUCCCGUCAGUAGGAAGGGUUUUUGAUUUCUAGAAAAAUUACAAACAGAAAAAAAAACAAGUGAAAAUGAUGGAAUCAAAAUAAUAUACUAAUGAAAGGGACAUUUUUGUACUCUCUGAGCGGAAUUUGCUCAUUAUGCCAGUAACAUAUGUUUGUGUAAUAACUUGCCAUUAUGUUCAUGAUAAAAUUACAAAUGACACUCAGAAGGCAGAAGAAUACCGGAGCGGGUUUAAAAAGAGAAUCGACUGAACAAGCUACAGAAAGGACUAUAAAAGAAAAGGGAAACAUGUUUACAACUGACUUUCCUUACAAGAAAUGAAGGUUUCUAUUUGAAAUUAUUAGGAAAUGUUGCCUUUUCAAACACUAUUUGCAUGAUUUGUGGAACUGUGUACUGUGAUUAGAUUAAAAUUCAAAGCUGUUUGGAUUGAGUAUAUGGUGGAGAUUUGUGCACCACCAUUCUAAUAACUUUGACACUGCAGCUAUAUUUGGCUCCCCUUGGUGUAAAUUUAGUAUCACAUAAAUGUAACGUGGUGCAUGUGGCCUGUGCCACUAAAACAUUGAUUUAUCUUUGUAGAAAAAUACUUUAGGUUGAUCAUUUGGUGUAUUCACUGCGAUUCAAAUUGUUUUAAAAGUUAAAUACAUUGUUAUUUGUCACUAUCUCACUGUGAUAAAAUACACUGUAAUUAUUAAAAUGUGCUGUAUUUAAAAUUACUUUGAAAAUGGUACUAAAAUUACAACAGUGGCACCUACUGGGUGUGUAUAAAAGGGAUUGCGACUUAACAAAGUUUCAUGGUACAUCAACUCCACUGAAUGAGUGUAGGAUAUCUUGAAAACAGCUAUCACUAUAUUCCAGAACUCAAUAUAACUUGGACCUCUGCAUAAUUCAGUUCUCAGCUGAUCUGACAAAACUCUCUACAAGGAUUAUUUUACACAAUCGUUCCUCUUUCAGCUUCUUAUCAGAUAAACAGUUUUCAAAUUUAAUGCUGAAAUUUAACUCGGCAAAAUUGUUCUAGUUUAUUUUCAAAUCCAUAGUAUUGCAGUGAUUAUCUACCCUGUCUUUUAAAUAAUAACUCGUGGAGAAAUAAUAAGUAUCUCAUUCUAAAAUCUCUCUUCAAAUCCUGCAUCAUGAUGCUUGGUAGUUAUUUUAAAUAUGUAUCUAUGAAAUAUAAAGCGGAGGGAACAGAAUUUGUGAUGGUCCAACAAAAUAAAGCAAUGUAAUAUGAUCAAAUAUUCUUUAACUUGCCAACAUUAAGCUCUGCCGCACACUUUUCUUGCUGUGUAGCGUCGUAACUGACAAGUAUUUUAAAAGCACUGUAAUUUAUUAUCAGUUGUGGUUCUGAGAUAGCACUCACUUCCAAGGCAGAAGGUUAAGGGAUCAAGUAUCACUCUAGAGACCCAAAUACACACAUUUAGACCUAUAAUUUGAUGUAGUUAUCGAGGAGUGCAGCACAGUUAGAGUAGCUAACAGCAUCUUUCGGAUAAUUUGUUAAAUUGGCAGUUCGGUCUGCCCUCUCAGGUGCAUGUAUAAUGUACCAUUACACUACUUGAUGUAGCAGAUUUCUCUGCAAUGAUCUGGACAGUGUUUAUCCCAGAGCCAACUUCAUUAAAAUAGAUUAGCUUGAUAUGUGUUUAGUUGUUUGUGAGAUUUUGUUGUGCACAACGUAGGUGCUCGACUUCCUUUAUCACAAAAUGACUCAAAUUCAAAUGAAUGUCAAUGGGUAGAAUGUGCUUUGAAACAUUCUGAGGUUGUGAGAGAUACAACGUGAAAGCAAGCAUUAUUUCCUCUGGUUUUUUUUCACUGCGUAAAAUGUGAAUUUACAGCUAGACUUGGCAAUAGAUUUUUGGUAGGAAGUCCAUGAGGGCCAUUAUUUUACCAUUGUAGAUAGUUUAUGAGUGUGAUUUUCUUAACUUUGUUAUACUUCUCUUGCAUUAUGAAUCAUAAAAGACAAUGCUAUGACAAAAGUGUCAUGGAAUAAUGUAUAUUAUUAAGAUGCAUGUUGUACCCUACAAUUACAGGUUUCCUUGCUUGAA